GGGGGGCGCGGCGCCGCUCAUUGUGCUGCGCCGGGGCCGCCUCCCGCCGCCCCGCUCCGGCCCCCGAGCUGUGGCCCCGCGGGCUGCCGUGCGCUGGGGGCGGCCCCGCAGCCCUCGCCGAGAGGGACUGCCUUGCAGGGAGCUCGGCUGCACCCAUCCCGAGGAGGGGGCGAGCUGAGCGCCCAUCGCGGGGGGAGGGAAGCUCCUGUAUCCAUCCCGAGGGUGGGGGGCAACCGAGCCGAGCACCCUUCCUGGGUGGAGGGGGCUCCUGCGUCUAUCCGGAGGGAGGAGGGGAACUGAGUGCCCAUCCCGAGGUGGUGCUCAGCACCCACCCCGAGGGGCUCUGUCCUGGCCCAUCCCGCUGCGCUGCACGGGGAGCUCAGCGCCCGUCCGCACUGCAUCCAUCCCGGGGAGCUCCCCUGCCGCGGGUGGGCGGGUGAGCGGCCACCGCCGGCCCCUGGGCGACCGGGCUGCCUCGCACCCAGCCCCGCUGUCCCUAGCCUCAUCCCACCGCCGGGCACCGGCUCCUGGCUCCCGCCUCGUUUUAUGGUCGUGGAGAGGGAGGAAAAAUCCCAAACCAGCUGUGUAAAUGAGUAUGGAAGAUUAUGAUUUCCUCUUCAAAAUUGUUUUAAUUGGUAACGCCGGUGUGGGGAAGACCUGUUUAGUCCGUCGCUUCACUCAGGGGCUUUUCCCACCGGGUCAAGGAGCCACGAUUGGGGUUGACUUUAUGAUUAAAACCGUGGAGAUAAACGGUGAAAAAGUAAAGCUGCAGAUCUGGGACACGGCAGGACAAGAGCGAUUCCGGUCCAUUACACAGAGUUACUAUCGCAGCGCUAACGCAUUAAUCUUGACCUAUGACAUCACCUGUGAAGAAUCCUUCCGGUGUCUCCCUGAGUGGCUGCGAGAAAUCGAGCAGUAUGCCAGCAAUAAGGUCAUAACCGUGCUAGUGGGUAAUAAGAUUGACUUAGCUGAUAAGAGGGAAGUCUCCCAGCAAAGAGCUGCAGAGUUUUCUGAAGCACAGGACAUGUACUAUCUGGAAACCUCAGCAAAAGAAUCUGAUAAUGUGGAAAAACUCUUCCUGGACUUGGCCUGCCGGCUGAUCAGCGAGGCACGACAGAACACCCUUGUGAACAAUGUUUCAUCACCCUUACCAGGAGAGGGGAAAAGUAUCAGCUAUUUGACUUGCUGUAAUUUUAAUUAAAGAGCUGGCAUGGGAUUUCCCCUUCUGCCAUGGGCCAAGAGGAUUUUUUUUUUUUUUUUUUUGCUGGGAUUUAUCUCCUUGGAGGGAAUUCCUGCCACUUUGAUCCAUCCAGCUUACCCUGAGUCAGGUUGCAGACCUGGAAGCAUGGCGGGCUGGCGGCUCAAGCUGCAUGGCAACGUAGCAGAAUAUAACGCGGUUUAAAUUUCAUUUUCCUUGCGGACUCUGGAGCAGGUUAGGAAAAGAAAGUUGCACAAAUAAUGCAGAGUAUGAGCUAAUGUGUUUCCUUCUGUGGGAGACUAAAGCAGCCUCCCUUUAAGAAGAUAUGAAGAGGUCAACAUCUUUCUUGCAGAACAAUGUGUUUGGUCCCUUUUAAAAUAAAAAAAAAUAAGAGAAAACCAACAAUGAAUACUGACCCUGGACUACCCUGGCAAUCUGCUGGGCUGCCAGUGAGUGAGCUCUUAAGACAUGUAUACAGCAUCUGCUGGGGCAUGCGUCUUCAUGGAGGACUCUGCUGUUUGAAGUAGUGUUAUGUCUCUCAUUUACAGGCACUUUCAUGAACAUGGAAUUAAACAAAAAAAGUUACCUAUAUCAACGUUUUCAAGGUUGAAGAAGACAUGGAUACAGCUCAGUUGCUCCCUUUGGUGCUAGCAGUUCAGCAAAUAUUCCAUAGACCAAAUGUAGUUUUACUACAUUAACGUCCUCUGAAUGUGUUAACUUAGACUGGCUAGGAAAAAAAUACUAAUUAGCACUGUUCAUUAAAAAAUAAAAAUCUCAUUACCUCUUUUUCUAGGCUUGAACAUAGUGGGAAAGGACUGUGCUGCUUUUGGUAUCCAACUUAAGAUGAAAAGAUGUUACAGAAAUAAUAAUAAUAAAAAAAGUUUAACUGUCCCUCCUCUAAGUAGUAAUGGCCUAAUAUGAAAAAUCAGCCUUGGGAAACGUUAUUGUGUUGGAAAAAGCACACCAGACAUGACCAAAGUCAUGUAUGUGCAUGGAUUGUGUAUAAGGGUUCAAAGUGAGCACAGUUUGAAGUGGCAGUCUGCAAUACAUCUGGCUUAAAAAUAACAUCUGUAGGUACAGUUCUUGUGGAAAGGCAGGUGCACAAUUAUGUAGAGGGUUUUUUAAUGCUGAGUGGAAAUAGCAAUGGGUUGCAAGUGGUACCCUUCUGUUGGACCCAUCCAGUGCUCACCUUACGGAACUGCUCUCCAAGAUGCUCUUGGAGAUACCUUCUUGGAAUAUGGUCCCUCCUCUAGAGUAGCUUUCAGGUUCAGGGCUGUAGAAUCAUUUUAUUUACUUGAUGCAUUGUACUUUUAAUCUCAGACUCCAGUGUACACAUAACAGAUUAUGCAAAAGUGGAAAUACUCUGGACUAUGGUGUGUUGUUACUUAUACUACCAUAUGCAAAUAAUGCAUUGCAAAUUUACAUGUUGUCGUUAAAGUGAAAUUGGAAGGUAGUGAAUGCGCACAUGAAAAAUGAUUUUUAGAAGUUUGAGUUCAGUUUUACUAAUCUGGAUAAAUCUCUCCUGGCAAUUAUGUUGUGAUAUGUUGUAAUUUAGAGUUAAUCAGUUUGAUAUUAUUUGUCAUUUACUGGAGAUUAUAGGAGAGCUUUUGUAUUGACAUAAAAAGCUGCCAGUAAGUACUUCUUGAAAGAAUUUAAGAAGAAAGACAUUUAAAAAUGCUUUUUCACAUUGCCCUGGAAAGAUGACUUUGGGCUGCAUCAUGUUGUGCCUUUGAUCUGUGACAGGGAGCUGACUCCAUGUCAGACAGAGGGGGGCAAUCACUGUGUCAUAUCGCUAUCUUUAAUAUUUCCCUUGCCAUUUUUCAGGUCACCUUCUUUUAUGACUAGUGGUAAAAAGGAAGAUGUAGAAAUUUUGGUACAAGGCUUAUUUGUCAUUCAGGUAAUGCUUAGCAAACUGCUGCCAUAAGUGUGAGAUGUUGGGAGAUGUCAUCUGCUGUGCUGGCCUGUCUGGUCCUUUGCGUCUCUGCUCAUGCUGUAAUCCAGAGGAUUUAGAAAUAUGUGGGACUUGCUGGCUUCUGCUGUGCUGGACCGUGUGAUGAAGAGCAAUGUCUGUCUUGAGCAUUCCCCAAGUUGAGCUGUGAAGACCAACCAUCUCUGAGACAGCUGAUUCUGCACAGCUUUUAAGUAGCUGUUUGAGCAAGGCUCAGAGUGUUACGUGUAAGGUAACACUCAAGUUAAAAAUCAAUAUAUAUUUAAUUUGUAAAAGCUGUUACUCUCUUGAUGCUGGACUGUCACCAUACAAUUGAUAUCAAAUAGGGUAGGGCUGUUCAACUGAGCUAAUCAAAGAGAAAGAAGGCUUCUGGCUAAAGCACCUGUGGGUUCCUCAGCUGGAUUUCUGAAAGCACCAAAAUUGGGCAGGUACUUUUUAUUUCUGCUUAGUACUAUUAUAAAUACAUUUGACAGUGCUCCUUGCAUCGCUUCUGGAAGUUGAACUCUUAACAAUUUAUCAUUACUGAACAAGCUGAUCUGGUCAAAUAGCAGAAAUUGCUGCCUUUAUUUUCUUGGAUAUUCACUUUGAGGUUUCUAGAAGGCUAAGUCUCUUUUCCCAGUGGUUUUCUAACCUGUAGUGGAAUAUUUUGGAGACUAGCUGCCUACUAGCAUUCUCCAAGCACUGGUUCUUUUUAUCGCUACUAAAUCUCCUCCACAUAAAGAGUCCAUCUCCAGAUGGUGAUGUGCUUUUGGAGUGGGUGCUUUUGCAGCAUGCUGCAGCUGGGCUGAUGUUACAGUGAAGUAUCUGACUUCUCCAGGGGCAAAUCUGAACUGUUUCCUUUCAAAUUUCUAUGUAGACUUAAAAAGUUGAAAGGAAACACUGGUGGUAUGUGCAACGUUUUAUGAGGUAGUGAGCCAAAGCUGUGUUUUGCAACUCAACUCUUUUUCUGCAGUUAACAAACAUGCUUACCUGUUGAAGAAUUAAUAUUUUAUUGUAGUGACUCCUUUGCGGGAGUUAUUUUUAUACACUUUCAAAUAUCUAGUGCAUAGAACCCACCUUUCCUUGUAGCAUUGAGGGCUUCUGCUCUACAGUCUGAAGGCUUCCUGACCAGCAGAAGAGCUUUAUCAACUGCUAAUGACAACUUAGUGGUGUGGCACAGUGGUCAGUCUUGAAAAAUAAAAGGAAAAAAAAGUACAAAUCCCAGUUACCUGACAAUCAUCUCUCCACCUAUGGCCAACACCUUGCUAGAAGAGUGGAUCUUUGAGAGAGCUGUCAGUAAAAGCCUUGUGAUGUUUGCUGCAUUGAGUGUCCCAAAGCUGUGCAGAAUUGAUAUAAUGGGUCCAAAUUUGACUGGAAAUGUUCUCUGCAAUGAAGAGAGCAAGGCAUUGCUUUUAUUGUGGUUGCUAGACUUUGAUGUGUUUUCCGAGUGAUGUAUUCACAGCCAUGGAAUGAUCUUGGGUUAGUAUUUAUUUUUAUAGUGGUCCCAUAAUGAGACCUUUUCUUCAUAUUUUUUUAGCACAGUGAGUAGCUCCAAGCAGAAGGCAACAUUAGGUGGUCAACAGAUGUUUGCUGUAUGUAGAAAACCUGUUUGCAGAGAUUAGUAAAAUCCUGAAAACUGGAUGGUCUAAACUCUAUUUUCCAGUUCAGCUGCUGAUUCAGUCAGGCUGGUCUCUACUAAACCAUCAAGUGCUCUGUGCUUCAGAUCGCUGUGUUUGAAGUACUUGCUAGGAUUUUGUGUUGGGUGUUUAUGCUACAAGUUUGCUGGGAUAACCCAUGGCUCCCUUCUGUUCCUUUUUGUGUUUCCCACAAGUGACCAAGUGCUAGGGAAAAAAAAAAAAAAAGCCUUUCAGUUCAAAGAGUCAUGAUGAAAAAAAGGAAAUGUUGAGCUCUAUAAAGAAGGAGACACUGGGUGCCUCUUCCUACCUCUAAUAGCGAAGUCCUGAUUUGAUCUACAGGUAGGUCAUUGGAGAGUGCAAUCAGAUACGAGUUAGUGCUGAAUGCUAAAUGGAAUUGUGAUCAUUAUUUAAUGAAAACCACAUGUGAUAAAUUGUCAGGCAAGAUACUUUGUUCUUUGCUGUACAACACAUGAAACAGCCCUUAAAACCUGUCAGCCUGCUGGUGCUGUUUGUGUUUUUGGAAAUAGCUAAAUUGGUAACAGUUGGCUCCUGCUAGUCUAGGUUUAGUGGUUAAUGGCUACUGAAUUCCUUCAGCAUCAGUAAUAACAGCAGCAGGCUGAGGUUGACACAAGAUAGACUUUCCCUCUUUGCAAAUCACUAAAUUAGUGAUGCAGAAGCAUGGUGGGUGCGCACACAUCCUGAGCUCUUGCUGACAAGGGAUGCAAUUAGCUAUAGUCAAACCCACUGGGUUUUGCCUUAUUCGUUAUCCCUAAGGACUGCUGUUUGUUCGUCUGGUUUUCCACUUGUCUUCUCUUUUCAGCAUGAAGAACUGUCUGUAAAGCAGGCUGAGAUGGUGAGCUGGCAUGAUUUUUGUAGUCAGACUGAAUUCAGUCUGAAAAUAGGUGAAAUUCUGCAGGCUGAACAAACAUGCACGGUACACUGGCGUUUGGGGACUUGUACUGUUGUGGUUGAACAUGGUUGGAGACACUAUCACAGAAACCCUCUCCUGGCUGUGAAGCAGACUGAGUUCUGUGGCCCUUUGUGCAAGGGCAAAGAUGACUCUGUGGAGCAGGAAAUGCAAAGCAAAGGGAUGGUUCUACUCGAGAUUUCCUCAAUCCCAUCUUCUCUUUAAAAAAUCCAUCUAUGACUCGGUUUUGGAAUCCUCUGGUCUUCAAUAAGGGAUAGUAGGAAUUUGAGUCUCAGCUGAAAUUUUUCUGCAUUCUGUUGCUUUCCAUAUCAAAGCACCCAAUGUCCUUAUACACAUUGCUCCUACCAACAAAGACCUUUUUUAAUUCAUUCAGUUAAAAGAAAGGUGUUUUUUAGAGGACACUUUGUGAAUUCCUAGCGAGCAAAUAUGGAAACUCUCUAAAACGUUGAUGUAUGUGAGGGCUCCUCAGAAAACCCCACUGGAGCCAAAAGAAAUACUAAUAAAUUCUAGUCAUGAAAGCUACUGAAGAAAAAUGUUUUAUAAAAAGCUAAGGAAGAAACUUUGCUUAUGUGAAAAAAUUUGGCUUUUUCUUUCCUUGUCGGCCAUGUUUUCAGCUCGGCGCGGUUUCCCGAGUGAGAGGGGAUGUAAAGAAUACUCUUGCACUUUCAUGGGCAGUGAUCAAGGGCUCUGGUGUGUCUGGUGUCACAUGAAUGCAAACCUCAGAGCUUUUCAAAACCUGACUCCUCCAGUAUUUUUCUUCCAUGAAUCUGUUCCUUCCCCGUACUGAUCAUGCUUCAAGCACUGUGGAGGUCUUGGACUGGAAAGAGAACUCAUUGCAUGGACCUCAGGAUCUGAAUUUGGCAUUAGCUAGAAGGGAGAGCAUCCAUUUCUCAUCUUCUUUGCCACCUUGACAUGAGCACUUUACUAUCAAUAUAAACCUAACUAAAUCUAUUAUCCCGUUCUCAAGCCAGACAUCCUGUGAGGAAUAUUUCCCUUCUUAUGGGACCAAUACAAGAAAUGUUGAUGUUAAGAGUCGGUGGUGGUUUGGUGCAAGCGAGUAGAUCUCCAGUGAGGAGGUGGAUGCUGCUCUCCAUCCAGGGAGACUUACAGCCCUGUGGAGGAGGAGAGUUAUUCUGAGCUGUCACUUGCGCGGUGGUGUGAAUAUCUCCCAGGGUCUGUGUUGCAUCAUCGGCACGAGCUUUACUAAAUGUAAUGGCCAUGAUGUCCCCAGCAGGGAAGCCUUUACAAAGAGGGUAGCAGAGGAAUGAGGAAGGUAGUUUUGACAGUAGUGGAGUGAG
Messenger RNA from Cuculus canorus (common cuckoo), 6988 nucleotides. It is a transcript of the gene RAB30, whose product is annotated as RAB30, member RAS oncogene family. Gene Ontology annotation, cellular component: trans-Golgi network. The record is from RefSeq and is a predicted model, not a curated record. Gene Ontology annotation, molecular function: GTPase activity; GTP binding. The coding region runs from base 590 to 1201 and encodes 203 amino acids. The transcript has 5 exons. Lineage: Eukaryota; Metazoa; Chordata; Aves; Cuculiformes; Cuculidae. Gene Ontology annotation, biological process: Rab protein signal transduction.